Loxodonta africana (African savanna elephant) is the source of this 3725-nucleotide messenger RNA. It is a transcript of the gene TIE1, whose product is annotated as tyrosine kinase with immunoglobulin like and EGF like domains 1. Gene Ontology annotation, cellular component: signaling receptor complex; plasma membrane. Gene Ontology annotation, biological process: positive regulation of angiogenesis; protein phosphorylation; positive regulation of kinase activity. Lineage: Eukaryota; Metazoa; Chordata; Mammalia; Proboscidea; Elephantidae. The transcript is spliced from 23 exons. The record is from RefSeq and is a predicted model, not a curated record. The coding region runs from base 211 to 3630 and encodes 1139 amino acids. Gene Ontology annotation, molecular function: ATP binding; protein binding; transmembrane receptor protein tyrosine kinase activity.
UUGGUAGGGGGUGGGGGAGGCCCAGAGGCUCAGAAGCAGGAUAAGUCCUCCCCACCCCUGUCCCCUGCCACCCCUCCCACUUAAGCCCUCUCAUUUCCUCUUCCUCCCCAGCACCAACACACACUGGUCAGCACAGCCUGAGCAGCCAGAGCCAUAGUGACUGUCUGUUGGCCUAGCCUGUCCUGGCUGGCCUGGGUCAGCCUCCGGAGUAUGGUCCAGUGGGGGCCACUUCUGCUGCUCCCCAUCCUCUUCCUGGCUUCUCGUGUUGGUGCGGCGGUGGACCUCACGCUGCUGGCUGACCUGCGUCUCGCAGACCCCCAGCGUUUCUUCCUGACCUGCGUGUCCGGGGAGGCAGGAGCGGGAAGGGGUUCAAACGGCUGGGACCCGCCCCUGCUGCUGGAGAAAGAGGACCGCAUCGUUCGCACCUUCCCGCCCCGGAAGCCCCUGCAGACUGCUCGCAACGGCUCACACCAGGUCACGCUGCGUGGCUUCUCACAGCCCUCGGAUCUCGUAGGUGUCUUCUCCUGCGUGGGCGGUGCCCGGGCGCGACGCACACGCGUUGUCUACGUGCACAACAAUCCCAGAGCCCAACUACUCCCAGACAAGGUCACACACACAGUGAACAAAGGUGACACGGCUGUGCUCUCCGCACGUGUGCACAAGGAGAAGCAGACAGAUGUGAUCUGGAAGAGCAACGGAUCCUACUUCUAUACCCUGGACUGGCAUGAGGCCCAGGAUGGGUGGUUCCUGCUGCAGCUCUCAAACGUGCAGCCAACAUCAAGCGGCAUCUACAGUGCCACCUACCUGGAAACCAGCCCCCUGGACAGCGCCUUCUUUCGGCUCAUCGUGCGGGGUUGUGGGGCUGGGCACUGGGGGCCGGGCUGUGCCAAGGAGUGCCCAGGGUGCCUGCAUGGAGGUGUCUGCCAUGACCAGGACGGCGAGUGUGUGUGCCCCCCUGGAUUCACUGGCACCCGCUGUGAGCAAGCCUGCAGAGAGGGACGUUUUGGGCAGAGCUGCCAGGAGCAGUGCCCAGGCACAUCUGGCUGCCAGGGCCUAACCUUCUGCCUCCCAGACCCCUAUGGCUGUUCUUGUGGAUCUGGCUGGAGAGGAAGCCAGUGCCAGGAUGCCUGUGCCCCUGGUCAUUUUGGGGCCAAUUGCCGCCUCCAGUGCCAGUGUCAGAAUGGUGGCACUUGUGACCGGUUCAGUGGCUGUGUCUGCCCCUCUGGGUGGCAUGGAGUACACUGUGAGAAGUCAGACCGGAUCCCCCAGAUCCUUGAUGUGGCCUCAGAACUGGAGUUCAACUUAGAGGCAAUGCCCCGGAUCAACUGCGCAGCUGCAGGGAACCCCUUCCCAGUGCGGGGCAGCAUGGAGCUCCGCAAACCAGAUGGCACAGUGCUCCGGUCCACCAAGGCCAUUGUGGAGCCAGAUAGGACCACAGCCGAGUUUGAGGUGCCUCGCUUGACUCUUGGGGACAGUGGACUCUGGGAGUGCCGUGUAUCCACAUCUGGUGGCCAAGACAGUCAGCGCUUCAGGGUCAACGUCAAAGUGCCCCCGGUGCCCCUGACUGCGCCUCGGCUCCUGGCCAAGCAGAGCCGCCAGCUUGUGGUCUCCCCUCUGGUCUCAUUCUCUGGGGAUGGGCCCAUCUCCUCUGUCCGCCUACACUACCGGCCCCAGCAUAGCACCAUGGCCUGGUCCACCAUUGUGGUGGAUCCCAGUGAGAAUGUGACGUUAAUGAACCUGAAGCCGAAGACAGGAUACAGUGUCUGUGUGCAACUGAGCCGGCCAGGGGAAGGGGGUGAGGGGGCCCGGGGGCCUCCCACCCUCAUGACCACAGACUGUCCUGAGCCCUCUAUACAGCCAUGGCUGGAAGGCUGGCAUGUGGAGGGCCCAGACCGGCUGCGAGUGAGUUGGUCCUUACCCUUGGUGCCUGGGCCACUGGUGGGCGAUGGUUUCCUGCUGCGCCUGUGGGAUGGGGCACGGGGACAGGAGCGGCGGGAGAAUGUCUCGUCCCCCCAGGCCCGCACUGCCCUCCUGGCCGGACUCACGCCUGGUACCCACUACCAGCUGGAUGUGCGGCUUUACCACUGCACCCUCCUUGGCCCUGCCUCACCACCUGCACGAGUGCUUUUGCCACCCAGUGGUCCCCCAGCCCCCCAACACCUCCAUGCCCAGGCCCUCUCAGACUCUGAGAUCCAGCUGGUAUGGCAGCGUCCAGAGGGUCCAUCUGGGCCUAUAUCCAAGUACAUUGUGGAGGUGCAAGUUGCUGGGGGCUCAGGAGACCCACUGUGGAUGGACGUGGACAGGCCCGAGGAAACGAGCACCAUUGUCCGUGGCCUCAAUGCCAGCACAUGCUACCUCUUCCGUGUGCGGGCCAGUGUCCAGGGUCCUGGUGACUGGAGCAACAUGGUAGAGGAGUCCACUCUGGGCAAUGGGCUACAGAGUGAAGGCCCAGUCCAAGAGAGCCGGGCAGCUGAAGAAAGCCUAAAUCAACAGCUAAUACUGGCCAUAGUGGGCUCUGUGUCUGCUACCUGCCUCACCAUCCUGGCUGCACUCUUAGCCCUGGUAUGCAUCCGCAGAAGCUGCCGGCAUCCAAGACGCACCUUCACCUACCAAUCAGGAUCGGGCGAGGAGACCAUCCUGCAGUUCAGCUCAGGGACCCUGACGCUGACUCGCCGGCCAAAACCGCAGCCUGAGCCCCUGAGUUACCCAGUGCUGGAAUGGGAGGACAUUACCUUUGAAGACCUCAUCGGGGAAGGGAACUUUGGCCAGGUCAUCCGGGCCAUGAUCAAGAAGGACGGACUCAAAAUGAACGCAGCCAUCAAGAUGCUAAAAGAAUAUGCCUCUGAAAAUGACCAUCGUGACUUUGCGGGAGAACUGGAAGUUCUGUGCAAAUUGGGGCAUCACCCCAACAUCAUCAAUCUCUUGGGGGCCUGUGAGAACCGAGGUUACUUGUAUAUCGCCAUUGAAUAUGCCCCCUAUGGAAAUCUGCUAGAUUUUCUACGGAAGAGCCGGGUCCUGGAGACUGACCCAGCUUUUGCCCGAGAGCACAGAACGGCGUCCACUCUCAGUUCCCGGCAGCUGCUGCGUUUUGCCAGUGAUGCUGCCAAUGGCAUGCAGUAUUUGAGUGAGAAGCAGUUCAUCCACAGGGACCUGGCUGCCCGAAAUGUGCUGGUUGGAGAGAACCUGGCCUCCAAGAUUGCAGACUUUGGCCUGUCUCGGGGGGAAGAGGUCUAUGUGAAGAAGACAAUGGGGCGUCUCCCUGUGCGCUGGAUGGCCAUUGAGUCUCUGAACUACAGCGUUUAUACCACCAAGAGUGAUGUUUGGUCCUUUGGUGUCCUCCUCUGGGAGAUUGUGAGCCUUGGGGGCACACCCUACUGUGGCAUGACCUGUGCUGAGCUCUAUGAGAAGCUGCCCCAGGGCUACCGCAUGGAGCAGCCUCGUAACUGUGAUGAUGAAGUGUACGAGCUGAUGCGUCAGUGCUGGCGGGACCGUCCGUAUGAGCGACCCCCCUUCGCUCAGAUUGCACUGCAACUGGGCCGCAUGCUGGAAGCCAGGAAGGCCUAUGUGAACAUGUCGCUGUUUGAGAACUUCACUUAUGCGGGCAUCGAUGCCACAGCUGAGGAGGCCUGAGCUGCCACCCAACCAGAACCUGGCUCUGCUGGCCGGAGCAACCUCUGCUCACCAACUUGUGACUUCUGACCCCUGUAGACUCUAACCUGAGCUGC